Arabidopsis thaliana (thale cress) is the source of this 1582-nucleotide messenger RNA. It is a transcript of the gene THH1, whose product is annotated as tobamovirus multiplication-like protein (DUF1084). The record is from RefSeq and is marked reviewed. Bases 130 to 867 code for a protein of 245 amino acids. Gene Ontology annotation, cellular component: vacuolar membrane. The transcript has 11 exons. Lineage: Eukaryota; Viridiplantae; Streptophyta; Magnoliopsida; Brassicales; Brassicaceae.
GAAGAAAAAUAAAAUAAAAAUCUAGGAAGGAGAAGGAGAGAGGAGAAGUGAUUCGAUCGAUUCUCUUUUUGGUGAUCGAAGCUAAAUCUAUAAGGAAUUUGAAUCUUUGUAUGUGUUUUUUUCGUGGAGAUGAGAAGCGGCGGCUUGGAAAUGAUGUCAUCUUCAGCAAUCGUAGCGUUUAAUUUGAAGGAGGGUAAGAAUUGGUGGUGGGAUGUGAAUGAAUCUCCGGUGUGGCAGGAUCGUAUCUUCCAUGUUCUUGCUGUUCUAUAUGGAAUCGUUUCCGUCAUUGCUGUGAUUCAAUUGGUAAGAAUACAAUUGAGAGUUCCAGAAUAUGGCUGGACGACGCAGAAGGUCUUUCAUUUUCUCAAUUUCAUGGUUAACGGAGUUCGAGCUCUGGUUUUUCUCUUCCGGCGAGAUGCACAGAACAUGCAGCCAGAGAUUCUGCAACAUAUCUUACUUGAUAUUCCAAGUCUUGCUUUCUUCACUACAUAUGCGCUUCUGGUUCUCUUUUGGGCAGAGAUUUACUACCAGGCACGUGCUGUAUCGACUGAUGGACUGAGGCCAAGUUUCUUCACAAUUAAUGCAGUUGUAUACGUAAUUCAGAUUGCUCUUUGGUUGGUUUUGUGGUGGAAGCCUGUUCACCUUAUGGUAAUCAUUUCUAAGAUGUUCUUUGCAGGUGUCUCAUUGUUUGCGGCCCUUGGCUUUUUAUUAUAUGGAGGAAGGCUUUUCCUGAUGCUGCAACGAUUUCCAGUAGAGUCUAAAGGGCGGCGCAAGAAGCUACAAGAGGUUGGCUACGUGACAACCAUAUGCUUUACAUGUUUCCUCAUCAGAUGUAUCAUGGUAAAGAUAUACACAUCAUACUAUUGAUACCAUUAGACCAUAUCUUGUUGAUUGAAUUCUCUGUGUUGGUGGAUCUCCGAAACCACAGCUAACCAGAUCUUUCAUAUCAUCUUCUGUUAAUGGUCUAGAUGUGCUUUGAUGCGUUUGACGAUGCAGCAGAUCUUGAUGUCUUAGAUCAUCCAAUCCUAAACUUCAUAUAUUACUUGUUGGUGGAGAUAUUGCCAUCGUCUCUGGUCCUCUUUAUCCUAAGAAAGCUUCCGCCAAAACGCGGUAUCACACAGUACCAUCAAAUCCAAUGAACAUGUUCAGAGAAUCGAAACACUGAGGUACCGGUAAACCGAGGGGUUCAUGUUUCUUUCAUAGACAAAAGUGUAAAUUGUAAGGGGUUUCAGAACAAUGGAUUGUGAUUUCUCUCUAACUAAUUCAAUGCGGUUGAUUAGUAUAAGUCUCUCUUGUUUAUACUGAUUCAAAGUAGUUUGGUGUGAGAAUGAUAGAAUCAUAGUUACUGAGAUAUCCAGCUUCUGGUUCUGACUUCUGAGACGGAAGAACAAUUGGUAUUUUGAUGAUAUAUUAUGGACAUUGGCUUGUUGUCAGUUCAUACGAAGUAGUUUUUUAAGAAAUGCAAAUAGUCAUUUGUUGACUGGUUGGUCUUUUCUCUACCGGUCUUUUCCACUUGGUUAAUUGAAAGUUAGGUGAUAUCUGCACGUACUAAUUUCGGUUAUUAUUAAUUAAUUACAAUCGG